Messenger RNA from Colletotrichum graminicola M1.001, 525 nucleotides. RefSeq names its product AT hook domain-containing protein. Gene Ontology annotation, molecular function: DNA binding. The coding region runs from base 1 to 525 and encodes 174 amino acids. Gene Ontology annotation, biological process: regulation of DNA-templated transcription. Lineage: Eukaryota; Fungi; Ascomycota; Sordariomycetes; Glomerellales; Glomerellaceae. The record is from RefSeq and is a predicted model, not a curated record. The transcript has 2 exons. Gene Ontology annotation, cellular component: chromatin; nucleus.
AUGGCGCCAACCACUCCUGAGGAGGAACCCAAGAAACGCGGUCGCGGCAGACCCCCCAAAGCCGAUGGUCAAAAGAAGGCCGCCUACGUUCCCACGGGACGUCCUCGUGGCCGUCCUAAAGGUAGCGGAGGCGUGAAAAAGGCUACCGCCCCCAAGCCCAGCGCCGGCACCGGCAGAGGGCGUGGCCGACCCAGAAAGAGCGACGUCGCCGAUGCGACCGCCUCGACUGUUACGCCCAAGAAGAGUACGCCUGCCAAAUCCACCGGUCGCCCCCGCGGUCGCCCUCGCAAAUCCGACGCGUCCACCGCCGCGCCUACGCCCACUACAGCGUCAGCCAACAAGAGCAAGGGGAGGAAGGGCGAUGUCUCGACGAAGGAGUCCUCUCCCUCUGAUUCCUCCUCCGCCUCUGAAGAGGAAGACCCGGCCUUGAAAGAUGUCGCGAAGUCGCCCUCUGACGCCGCCGACUCCACCGAAGAGGUUCGUCGCUGGUUUCCCGCGAAAGUGAUGCGAGGAUUGUUCGGCUGA